This is a messenger RNA of Ctenopharyngodon idella (grass carp), 2497 nucleotides long. RefSeq names its product paired box 8 (gene pax8). Gene Ontology annotation, molecular function: DNA-binding transcription factor activity, RNA polymerase II-specific; RNA polymerase II cis-regulatory region sequence-specific DNA binding. The transcript is spliced from 12 exons. The record is from RefSeq and is a predicted model, not a curated record. Bases 281 to 1639 code for a protein of 452 amino acids. Lineage: Eukaryota; Metazoa; Chordata; Actinopteri; Cypriniformes; Xenocyprididae. Gene Ontology annotation, biological process: regulation of transcription by RNA polymerase II; anatomical structure development.
AAAACCUCAGCCGGGCCCGUCAGCCGCUCUUACGGCUCCGUUAUUCUGGAGAAACUCUAAUCCACACCUCUGAUCAGACAAACAGAAUAUGUGCCAUUAUAACUGACACUGUGGCGUUGGAUAAAAGCCGUCGGAUAUUUCCAAGCGUUUCUUCUCCAAAAGGGAGUAAAAGGAAUAUUUUCACGCAAGACCUCAUAUGGACUAAAACACAGCAAAUUAAGUGAGAGUGGACACUUGGACAUUUAACCAGGACAUCAAGAGACCAAGACUUCUCUGAGAAAUGUCCAACACAACUGGGCGAGGUCAUGGGGGUCUUAAUCAACUAGGUGGCAUGUUUGUGAACGGUCGGCCGCUCCCGGAAGUCAUCCGGCAGAGGAUUGUGGACAUGGCGCACCAGGGCGUGCGACCCUGCGACAUCUCACGGCAGCUGAGGGUCAGUCACGGCUGCGUCAGCAAGAUACUGGGCAGGUACUAUGAGACAGGCAGCAUUAAACCAGGAGUCAUUGGAGGCUCAAAGCCGAAAGUCGCGACUCCUAAAGUGGUGGAGAAGAUAGCCGAGUACAAGCGGCAGAACCCGACCAUGUUUGCGUGGGAGAUCAGAGACCGACUGCUGGCCGAGGGAGUUUGUGACGGUGACACUGUGCCCAGCGUCAGCUCCAUCAACAGGAUUAUUCGCACAAAAGUUCAACAGCCUUUCAACCUUCCUCUGGACAGUAAAGGCCUCAGUCCUGGACAUACACUGAUUCCCAGUUCAGCUGUCACUCCUCCGGAAUCUCCUCAGUCGGAUUCUCUGGGCUCCACCUACUCCAUCAGCGGCCUGCUGGGAAUCCCACAGACCAGCGCCGAGGGCAAGAGGAGCCACGACGACAGCGAUCAGGAGAGCUGUCGGCACAGCGUGGACUCUCAGGGCAGCGGCAGCGGACCCCGGAAACAGCUGAGGACCGAGCACUUCCCAUCUCAGCAGCUGGACUGCGGCUUUGAGCGGCACCACUACAGCUCCGACACAUUCAGUCAGACCGGGAAAACAGAGCAGUCGCUCUAUCCUCUCUCACUCAUCAACGGCAGCUUGGAUGAGGGUAAAAGUGGCUCAGCUAUCAGUCGAAACCUGGCAGCACAUCAGGGAUACACAGUGGUUGCAGCUCUACAGCCCCUCCCACUCUGUCUGAAACAGGAAAUGUCACCUGAGGUGAACAGCUCAAGCCCCUCCCCCAACAUCAUCGCUAAUUCAGCUUUCCUGGAGCUCUCUUCCAUUUCGGCUCCGUCAUCAGUGUCCAUCGCUAACAGUUGCAGCAAUGCCACUCAUUUAUCUCAUGGCUUCAACUCAUUUUCCCAUCAUGCCUCAGUGCACGGGCAGUUCAGCAGCCCGCCCCUCAUCGCAGGGAGAGAUGUGGCGAGCUCCAUGCUGCCCGGUUAUCCUCCGCACAUCCCGUCGGCCGCUCAGACGGGCUUCUCCUCGUCCACCAUCACCGGGAUGGUAGCAGGACCAGAGUACACGGGCCAGACCUACAGCCACCCGCCGUACACGUCCUACAGCGACGCCUGGAGAUUCACCAACUCCAGCAUAUUAGGUUCCCCGUAUUACUACAGUUCCGCCGCGCGAGCGCCGCCUCCCUCCACCGCGGCGUACGACCAUCUCUAGUACCGGAGAAGAACGGACACGAGUUUCUCUUUUUACAGCGGAAGAAUCCAGUGAAAGACACGAGGAGUAUAAAGAAAACAUAUUGAUGGACGAUGCCUAUUAUUGCCUGUAAAACUAUUUAUGUCCUUUGUUCACGGCCUGAUUAGGCCAUUUACAACCACACGUUUACAUCUUUAUCCACCAGUCAGAACAUCUGUUGCUUGUGUUUUUAUUUCUCUGUAGCCAAAGACAUUUCAUACUGUUUUCAUAUGGCCAGAAACACUUUACCUGCACACGAUUCAACAAAUAUAUCCACACAGUUGAACAUAUUAUUAAUAAUUCUAAAGAACAUGAGAAACAUCGCGACUUUGUUGUGGUGUUUCAAUAAGACGAGCAAAUCAUUUUGACGAGCACGUGACAUUUUAUCAACUGUGGAUUGGAGCUGAUGACCGUUAUUCAUACAUCAGAUAUUCAAACGAAACAGAAAUAACGUUACCUUUAAAAUGAUUUGCCGUAUUUCUAAUGGAUUAUCAAAAACAUCACAUUCAGAAGUAGCAUAUUCAGUCCAAACCAUUAAAGAUGUUUAAUGUUUUGGGCAAUAUGUAAAUAAUGUAGAGAAGGCAAACGUACCCCUAUUAAAAUGAAAUUCAUUUAUAUUCUACACAUGAUUAUUAGGGCUGAACUGUGUGGGAAUUCAUUAGUUUUAAAAUGUUUAUAUUCUCGCUUCUAUUUUUCCAUUUUAUCAUGCUUAUAUUUCUGUGAUUAAACGAGUUUUGAGUUUCAGAGAUUACGUUUUAUUGUACUGUUAAUUAUAUUAUUCAAAUGUAAAUUAAUAAUUUCUACAGAAUUAUUUUGAAUUAAAUAAAGCAUGACAAAGUC